This is a messenger RNA of Pleuronectes platessa (European plaice), 4667 nucleotides long. RefSeq names its product BLOC-1 related complex subunit 6 (gene borcs6). Gene Ontology annotation, cellular component: BORC complex. Gene Ontology annotation, biological process: lysosome localization. Bases 229 to 1548 code for a protein of 439 amino acids. Lineage: Eukaryota; Metazoa; Chordata; Actinopteri; Pleuronectiformes; Pleuronectidae. The record is from RefSeq and is a predicted model, not a curated record. The transcript is spliced from 7 exons.
GAACAGCAUUGGACUCUGGCUGUGGGUAAUAAUAAAUAAACUCAGUACUACAUUAUGUAUUGAUACCAUCUGGAAAAGAGUGGGUAUUACUACUUUAAAUAAUAUCGUCUGAAAGGCCUCUUAUCAUUGUGAGGCGGAACUGUUGUGCUGGGAUUAGAGGGGAAGGAUUUUCCGGUCGGACUUGGUUGUUGUUACAUUUGUCAGAAGAGGAACUGCUCCGGUGGAGGGAUGAGUCUCUCCCCUGUGAUUGGCACAGAAGUGCCAGAAACAGCUAACGGGGUUGUGAUACCCGUUGUUUCAGAGAACGGCCCUCAUGUCUCUGUGAAGUGUGGAGGAAGCAGGGCACCCUGUUCUGGGGAGGGAUCAGAGGACGGCUCCCUCGGACAAACAGAGAACACUUUAAAUGUGGAAAACAGAGUUUACGAUGGUGACGGUCACCUGGAUACAGAGAAGGUCAUUAACGAGAGAACCUCUAGUUUAUCAUUGCACACAGACCCCUCUGUCUCCACUGACACAUGCACAGGAUACUCAGAAUCGGUAUCCAUUGUCAGAGACAUUCCUGAGGCCUCCAGCACUGCAGAGCCUCCUGGUGCAGCUCUGCUGUGGGACUCAGCACAGACCAAAGAUUCAUCUCAGCGAGAAGACCUCAUCUCCUUGGACAGACAGCUGACAGAGGCAGAGACUGUGGACGGAAGCACUGACAGCCGAGAUGAGGAGGAAGAUGGAGAGAUGGAGAAACAGGAUGAGGAGGAGGAUGAGAAGAAUGAAAAGAAGUGGAGGAAUCCGUAUGCAGGGAGAAAACACUCUUCACAACACUACUCGUCCUCUGCUCCCGGGCCUAGCACCGCCUCCUCUUCCUGUCUCCCACCUCCUAUUCUUCCCUCAGAUGAUGGACCCUGUCCGCCCCAUGUCAUGGCCCAGGUGUGGGUUCGCAACGUCCGGGGGAUGCAGGAUAGCAAGAGCCUGGAUGAAAUUAGCCAAGCAUUUGGAGGCAGUUUGGGGGCCCGGGGAGGGGGCAGAAGUGGCCAAUCAGAGGGUCGCCGGGCUACGAUCUCCUCAGCUCUGGAGCUAGAGGGGACGGUCAGCCAGGAUGGAGACCUAACUAACUUCAUCACUAAGAACCUGGAGCAGAAGAUCAAGAUGAGCUCCAAGCCAAGUCUGGACUGCAGUGACUCGGACUGUUCUGGGCCAAUCUACCGAAGCCGGGGGUUGUCACGGAGACCAGCAGAUAUCCCACCCAUUGAUCCCACUGUCCUAUUGGACCUUCAGAGACACACACAGGAAGUGGCGCACAGUGUGGAGAUGAUGAUGCGCAGCCUCAAUGGAACCAUCCAGAACAUGACAGCUCUGAGUGUGGGCUACAUCCAGACCUACAGAGACUCCGUUGAUAGCCUGGGAGAGUCUGUGGACAUGAGUAUAAAGGGUAUGUACACACUGAUGGCUCGCUGCGAGGAGCUGGAUCGUUCCAUGCAGCCUAUACACACCCUGGCCGCGCAGAUCCGGGACAUCAAACGCACACUGGACGCUCUGGAGACGAUUUGCAAGUAACCCGCACGUCUGGGUUGAAAACACAUCCCAGCUGCAAAGAUCCAUCAUCAAACACAUCCUGAACAAGGCUGUCUGCAAGUCACUCCGCCCAUCUGCAGGUACCACACACAUACUGCGGUGAAGAUUAAGUGCACCACUGGAGUCCUUGAGCCACUGUUACCAGGCAUGCUGGAUGAUUGGCGCUCAUAGUCCCUCCGCUUGUUCAUUGUUCCAGGUGGCCAUGUUUGUGUUGUGCGAUCUCAAAUGAAUCGCACCUGAUUUGCUCUCGGGUCUGAGCUUUAUUCCCCAUUUUUUUUAAAGCAACCUCACUUCCUCAGAUAAAAUCUCGAAGAUUAACCAUUUUUGGAGACACUUGGCCAAGUGCCCUGAAAACACAUACCCACACAAAGGUGUGGGAGUAGACGCCCACUGUUCCCACUCUACAGCAGGAAGUGUGUUGUUAUCCGUCCAGCCCGAUUGGUUCAGAUUGCACUAUCCUCUCCUCUCCACAUGGGGGCGAUGUUCCCCUCUUGGUGUCUGUCUUGUGCUAUGAAGAUGGACCGGUACAAUCUGCUCAGAAGACAGUGACUUUUGCACAGGAACAGAAAGUCAGUUUUUUAAUCUUAUGCAACAAAGAUUAGAUUCUUUCAUUGGGGAAUAAAUGAAUUGAGCGACGCAUCACAUCUUUCUGUCGGUCUGUCUGCCUUUUUCUUUUUUUUUUAAUUUAUUCUGUUUUCAAGUGCAUGCUUUUCCCCAAAAUAAAACAGUGCCUCUGUUUAUCACUGACCGGCUCUGCUAGAUUUUUCCACUGGUGGCCACUGAGCAGCUCCACUGGAGCAUUUGGGGUUUAACUGCUGCUUGAGGCUGUUUGUCAGGAGUAAUGAGACAGAGAGUGAGACUGAGAGCUUUUCCCCCUCAGAUUCUCUCAGACUGUCCAUCAAUUCAACAAAAAAAACACCAUUGAAAUUACACAGCUGCUUCUCUAAUUUGUUUGGUUAGCACCAUGAAUCAUUUGGGCUGAAAUCUCACUUCAUUGUCAGUGCAAUCUAAGAAUUUAUUUGAGACCCUAACCAGAAAAAUAUCUUCUCACAGUGGCUUAAAAUAUUUGAAAGCUUCACAUACUCAUUAUUUGACUUCUAGAUGAAUUCUUAAAGUGUAAACACUUUCAUAAAGUGUAAACACUUUAUGAAUUGAGUCAAUUAAAAAAAAAAAAAAAAAAAAUGCAUUCAGGCUGCUGCACACUAGAGGAUAAUCAGGCUGGUUUUAGACCCGAUCUGCACCUUCAGACAAUCGUGGUGGCGUUCCCGACUGGAAGUCACUCUGUGCCGAUUAUCUGCCCAAAUAAUCCUGAAGUAUGGGGGGUUUAUAAAAUAUCUUAAUGCUACCGACUGAGUCGGAGCCUCCCUGAUCUCGGAUCCGGCAGAAACCUGCCAUAGCGAGAGUCUUUUGGGCUGCAAAGCAGAAUAAACAACAUCAGUGUACCUCCAGCUUUUUUUAAGUUAGUCACGCGACGGUUCCACACUCCAGUUCAGAAGGUGUCAGUAAUGCACUUAACAGUUCUUUGCAAACCGCCAUAAAGAAAACUGAAGAAGAAGAAGAUAUUGACAGUUUCUCUGAGAUUUCAAGUCUCUGGACUCUCCACUGUGAAAUCGUUUCCAACAAAUGGCAAGUGUGUGCUCUGACGUUCUGGCCAAAUCGUCCAGUGCGUGUGUGCUUUGAAGAUUAUAAGAUUAAAAAUCUGUUUAAUCUGUCAUUAUGUCUGUGGUCUCCUACUUUUUUUUUUAAUUGGUCAAGAGUUGAAAAACAGGCCUUAGCAGAGAUCAAUUUCCAUUCAAUUCUAUUUGAUGAAUGGUUGCCGGCACAUUGCCAGCCAGUGACUGAAAUUAGCUGCUAAUUGUCAACCGUUGGUGGAUAAAAUAGUUACAACAAAAAUCAACAUUAGUUCUGCAUCGACAUGUGUAUUGAAAUUUGGGAAGUUUGUUCAUUACACUCUGCUUGCUUUAAUGUUGUCUUCUGACUACUGAACAGUCAAACAAGCGAGUUCCAGGUAUUUUUUUACUUCAAAAUGACAAAGAUGGAACAGAGGAGAGUUAAACCUUGGGGCUAUUGCUGGAUGAAGUCGGGACUCAGCCUUUGGAUCUGAACUAACGUGGACUCACUUCACAUAAAAUCAAGUUGGAAAGUGAGUAUGUAUCAAGAGUCACUGAACGUCAGCAAUGUCUCUUGCUUAACCGACUAAAGCCAUGUGCGCUCGUUGAAAAUUCUUCUUGAUUUAAUGAAGAGACUUUGGUACUUCUGUCGUUGCACUGGAAGGUAGACAUGUAGUAAAUCCUAGUACGUGUACUAGAUCUAUUUACGUGUACCUAUUACUGAUGGCAGGCAGGAUGUAAUUUGGCUUGAGUUGUGUUAAAGGUGUUGUGUGAUAGCUUCCUUUUAUGGAACACUUCAGAACUUUUGAAUAUUUACAAAAUGGUGCAAUAGAGCAGGAAGUGUAAGUACGUUUUAUUCCUGGCCAUAAUUCUGAUGCCUAAAUCUACUAUAAAAUGAACAUCUUUUCAAAUGGACAAAUUUGGAAGUGGAGCUCUUAGCAGCAGCAUCAUCGAAAGUGUUUCUACAUGCAGCUCUGCACCUUUUUAAUGUGUGUUCACUACUGUGGGUAGAGAUCAUGUUGUAGGCUACACAGGAAGCUCAGAUUGCAUGAAGUGUAACAUUUCCUCAAAGUCGUUGGCAACAUUUGGUGAGAAUUGUCAGGGGAGAAUUGAAAGAGAGGGGGAAGCAUCGUUAAAAAGCUCAUAUUAAAGUUUAUAAUCGCCCUGGUUCCCUGGAUGAUAUUGAAAUUAACUCACACACGUCCAAGGCUGUAAGGAUGAACUGAUCUUUUUCAGAUGAAGGUAAAACUGUUGAAAUUUAAGCAUCUUGGAAGAAAGGCAGCAUCAACAUGGGAGAUGAAAGGAAAUGUCACUUUCCAGUUCACAAUAUAUAUAUACAUGUAUGGUUCAUGGAUUUUCUGUUGUACAAUCAGACACACCCUUGUACAUAUGAUCUCUUUCUGUAACUAUAAAUGAUUUAGAUACCCUUCGUCUUGAGUGUAUAUUUUAAUGAAAAAUAACAAAUAAAUUUACAUGAGCUGCAAAAACAAA